GGGUCAAUACCAGUUUCGGAAUCGGAUUUGGGCUCGCCUCUCCUGUAUUGCUGCACAAGCAAACUGACUUUACAUCUUCACAAAUUUCUGCGAUUCCAUUUCAGAUCACAAUUUCUCUGCUACAGCCCACGGAAAUCAGUUGAAAAAAGUUGAAUGAUGACGAUUGACUUUAGCGGACUGGAACCCUUGGCCUCACUUUGCGUAAUCAAAGAGCAUGACGAGAUCUCAAAGCCUCUUUCGUUUGAACUUCCUAUUACUGGUGAUUUUGAUGGGUUUCAGAGAGAAGCCGUCCAAAUGGUGAAGCCAGCAAAGGGAACCACUACCCUAGCUUUUAUUUUCAAGGAAGGUGUUAUGGUUGCUGCUGAUUCGCGUGCUAGCAUGGGAGGAUAUAUAUCAUCACAAUCUGUUAAGAAAAUCAUUGAAAUUAAUCCAUACAUGCUUGGCACAAUGGCUGGAGGAGCUGCUGACUGCCAGUUCUGGCACAGGAAUCUGGGUGUUAAGUGUCGAUUGCAUGAACUGGCAAAUAAGAGAAGAAUAUCAGUAACUGGAGCCUCAAAGUUGCUGGCUAACAUUCUCUAUUCUUAUCGGGGAAUGGGUUUGUCUGUUGGAACUAUGAUAGCUGGCUGGGAUGAGAAGGGUCCUGGCCUGUAUUAUGUGGACAGUGAAGGAGGAAGGCUGAAAGGAACUAGAUUCUCAGUUGGAUCUGGUUCACCAUAUGCUUACGGUGUUUUGGACAGUGGCUACCAUUAUGAUAUGUCUGUUGAAGAAGCUGCAGAGUUGGCUAGACGAGCUAUUUACCAUGCAACAUUCCGUGAUGGAGCCAGUGGUGGUGUUGCCAGCGUUUAUCAUGUUGGACCAAAUGGAUGGACAAAGCUAUCUGGCGAUGAUGUUGGAGAACUUCACUACAAAUACUAUCCAGUCGAAACAGAAGUUGUAGAACAAGAGAUGGCUGAACUGUCAGUGGCCUGAAAGAACGAUGUAGAAUAUUUGCUAGUGUGCAUCUGAAUGACAUUUAUCGCAUUGAACAUGCUGAACUUGUUUUGCUUCUUGAUGAAAGUUUAAGUCCUACCCUUCUUGAUGCAAUUGUGGGGACUUUGUUUGCGACUCAAAAUUAGAUUACAAUUGCACACCUUUCUCAUUUCUUCGAUAUUGAAUACCUUAUUGACUUUGAGACUACCAUUGGCAACGAAGCUCAACUUGACUC
Olea europaea var. sylvestris is the source of this 1204-nucleotide messenger RNA. RefSeq names its product proteasome subunit beta type-5-like. The transcript has 8 exons. Gene Ontology annotation, cellular component: proteasome core complex. The coding region runs from base 154 to 969 and encodes 271 amino acids. NCBI's taxonomy places the organism in Eukaryota, Viridiplantae, Streptophyta, Magnoliopsida, Lamiales, Oleaceae. The record is from RefSeq and is a predicted model, not a curated record. Gene Ontology annotation, molecular function: threonine-type endopeptidase activity.